This is a messenger RNA of Cetraspora pellucida, 1065 nucleotides long. NCBI's taxonomy places the organism in Eukaryota, Fungi, Glomeromycota, Glomeromycetes, Diversisporales, Gigasporaceae. The record is from the annotation of a GenBank genome assembly.
AUGUCUACUGACGCGUACUUCGAAGAUUUAACUUACUGCUCGUUACUUGGCUUCCUGGAACACAAGCGUCCAACAAAAAAAGACAAAGCCUACAGUUUGUAUAAAGGAACACUUAGUUUCAUUUCUAAAGACGAUACCAUCAAGCCGAAAAGAAGAACUCGCGCGCAAGAUUGUCUAAAACAUUUUAAGGUGAAGUUUCAUACAUUCUUUGUUAAUGGUAUAACAUCUGUUAUCCCAAUCUUUCCACUUGACCUUUGUGUCGUACAUCAAUGGAGAAUAUUUGUUAGCUUACCAUCGUCCUAUCCCAUCCUCUUGCGAUCUCUGUGUCGUCGAGGGAGCUAUUUUGUUCGACCUCUGUGUCAAUGGGGGAUGGCCUCAGUGCUGGUGUGGAUUUCAUGCUACCUCCUAACCUCUGUGUUGUGGAGUUAUGACCUCUGUGUUGCUGGCAGUGAAACAAUAUUGGACGGAUCUGGAGAAGAAACAACUGGAGGAUUUGAUUCUCUUGAAGAGUCUUUACAUGUUCUAGAUGCGACAAAAGGUACACGAAAUCAAGGUCACUUACUACGAAAAACAAUUACAAAAAUUAUUGAAAAACGGAGUACCACAAACCAUAUACUUACGGAAAAUAGCGCAUUAAAAUCAAAUCCUCUUAAUGUUAAAGAACCUCAAGAGAAUGGAAAGUCAGCCUGUAAAGAUAAUUUGAAAAGAAAAAAAGAUGAAGAUGAUAAGCCGAAUUAUGAAGGAUUGUCAUUAUUAUUUGAUGAAUCAAACGAAGAUGCCCUUGUGGAAUGUAUUGAUGAAAAAGUACUUGAGCAAGAGAAUAUAUUGCCACAAGUUAGUGGUAAUAGCGUCUUAAAGGCAUUGUUGAAUCUUUUUAUAAAAUAUCAAAAGACAAUUCCAAAAACUCGUAGAGUUUUCACUCCCGCAUAUUGGGGAAUUCUAGACUUAACCAGAGAAAGGUUAUAUAAUUGUAAAAAUCUCACGAAGGAGGUUAUACUACAACUUUUACAAGAAUUUGCUGAAAAAAUUUUCUGGAAAACAAUACCACCAGAAAAGAAUGUAUGA